UCUUGUCUCCUUCUUCUAUGUUCUUGUUUGGUAAUGUUUACACAAUCUCAUUCACAUACUAAAUUUGCUUCUUUCUCCAAUAAUUUCUUCCAAGUUCCACACUUUCAAUUUCAAAACCAUAUUUCAAAUCCACCCAUUUAAAAUUUACUUCUUGUUCAUGGCUUCCCUCAACCUUCUUCCUCACCCUGCAUCUUCUCUCUCUCACUCCUUACCGUUUUCUUCUUCUUCUACUUGUUCUUCUUCCUUUGCAAGGGGUUUUGUUCCCUGCUGCAACAUCCAUGUUCUCAAGCCAAAGGGUAACCUCCAAACCUCUCAACGCAGGCGUUAUCUCAGGCCCUUCCUUGUUGUCAAAUCUGCUGUGGAUGUGGCUGACCCUCCUCCAACUUCUUCUGGUUACUCAGGGGACACCAGCUCUGAUCCUAUCUCGUCUUUGAAGUUCAAUCUGCUGAGUGCUGUUUCUGGGCUAAAUAGAGGUCUUGCUGCAAAUGAAGAUGAUCUCCGAAAGGCAGAUACUGCGGCUAAGGAACUUGAAGCUGCUGGAGGACUAGUAGAUCUCUCACCUGACCUUGAUAAAUUGCAAGGAAGAUGGAAACUGAUAUAUAGCAGUGCAUUUUCAUCUCGCACUCUAGGUGGAAGCCGUCCUGGCCCUCCCACAGGAAGGCUUCUUCCUAUAACUCUUGGACAGGUUUUUCAACGAAUUGACAUCUUGAGCAAAGAUUUUGAUAAUAUAGUGGAGCUUCAAUUGGGUGCUCCAUGGCCCCUAUCACCCCUCGAAGUAACAGCCACAUUAGCUCACAAAUUUGAACUCAUAGGAUCUGCAAAGAUCAAGAUAGUGUUUGAGAAAACGACUGUGAAGACAACUGGGAAUUUGUCACAGUUGCCACCAUUAGACUUACCUCGAAUUCCAGAUGCAUUUAGGCCUCCAUCUAAUACAGGAAGUGGUGAAUUCGAAGUUACAUAUCUCGACAAGGAUACCCGCCUCACAAGAGGAGAUAGAGGAGAGCUAAGGGUCUUUGUGAUUUCAUGAGUUCCUGGUGAAGGCACUAUGCAUUUUCUCUGUUGGACUUAAAAAUCCUCCAACAUCACUGUCUGUAAUCUUUUUAUUUUUUCCACGUUUGCCUUUGCUUUUUUUUUUUUUUUUUUUUUUUUUCUGAUAGUGUUGUCUUGUUACAAGUUCUUCAAUAUUGUAACAUGGAUAUACUGAUGGAAGUAAACCACACUAUGUAGCUCUAAGGGAACAGGCUACUUUUUGUUUAAAUGUAACAUAUUUCAUCUUUAAGGAAUAAUGCUUGGAGAUGAUUUAGAUAUGAACACUUAAAUUCACUGUGGA
Gastrolobium bilobum is the source of this 1330-nucleotide messenger RNA. RefSeq names its product plastid-lipid-associated protein 6, chloroplastic. The transcript is spliced from 4 exons. NCBI's taxonomy places the organism in Eukaryota, Viridiplantae, Streptophyta, Magnoliopsida, Fabales, Fabaceae. The record is from RefSeq and is a predicted model, not a curated record. Bases 158 to 1027 code for a protein of 289 amino acids.